This is a messenger RNA of Platichthys flesus (European flounder), 4723 nucleotides long. RefSeq names its product PDZ domain-containing protein 4-like. The record is from RefSeq and is a predicted model, not a curated record. The transcript has 17 exons. The coding region runs from base 259 to 3456 and encodes 1065 amino acids. Gene Ontology annotation, molecular function: protein binding. NCBI's taxonomy places the organism in Eukaryota, Metazoa, Chordata, Actinopteri, Pleuronectiformes, Pleuronectidae.
GACCUUAUGAUCGCUUUAAGACCCCAAACAUUUAUCUGGGGUCGAAGGUCAGAGGUUGAUGAAGAGGCACAUCAUCAAGAAGUCAGACCGCCAGGACUGACCUGAGAUCUGAUCCGGAGGAGAAAGGUCAGACUGACGAGCUGGAUUAUUGAUACGAGGCUGUUUCCUGAGGGACCUGAAGAGACGGAGGAGAAAGGACGGAGGGAUAGAACGAGGAGAGGAAAGCCGAGAGAAGGAGGACGAGCCACAGAGGUCGUGAUGGGCUGCAACAUGUGUGUGGUCAAACGUCAGGAGGAGCAGUACAGGAUCAUGCUCCAGCAGAAAGGAUGGAGCAGCUCCCUGAGACCGAUGGACCGCCAUGGAGACAUGAAGGUCAGAGGUCGGAGAACCUCUCAGCCACCACUAGACAGGCCGCAAAACUCCCAGGAGGCUUUGCAGCCGCCCGGCUCGGUGCGUAAGGGUCACAGGAGGAAAGGUACCAUCGUGUGUGGCAGCACCUCCAUCUCCUCUGUUACCAUGGUAGCCAUCCCUGACUGCAUGGACAGCGCCACGCAGACGGACCUCAGCUUCCAGAGCGUCAUGACGAUGGGGAGGAGCAGAGGUCACCACCACCACCACCACGGCCGAGGAGGCUCCUCCUCCCCUCCCCCUCCUCCCCCCUCCCCUCCCCUCCCUCACCUCGGGGGGCCGUACGGGAUCAAUGAGUUCUGUGUGUUCGAGUACAAUGACCCCAACGACUACUUUGACGUGUCUCAUCAUGAGGUGGACAGACAGGAUGACCUGGAGUACGAGGAGGUGGAGCUGUACAAGUCCAGUCAGCAGGAGAAGCUGGGUCUGACCGUGUGCUACAGGACGGAGGACGAGGAGGACCUGGGGAUCUACGUGGGAGAGGUUAAUCCAAACAGCAUCGCAGCUAAAAAUGGACGAAUCCGAGAGGGCGACCGAAUAUUACAGAUUAACGGAGUCGAGAUUCAGAACAGAGAGGAAGCGGUGGCCAUUCUGACCCGAGAGGACAGCAUCAACUUCUCCCUGCUGCUGGCCCGGCCCGAUGUGGAGAAUGAGAACCCCGUGGACCCAGAGGAGGACAUGGAGCUGACGCUGGAGGGAGGAGUUCUCCACCCAAACCCUCAAGCUCCCUCCUGCUCCCUCAACUCGCCUCAUCUCUCAGGCUACUACCGCCUCCGCAGGGGAGGAGGAGGAGGAGGAGGAGGAGGAGGAGGAGGAGGCCUGCCCUGCCCUGGAGGAGGUGGGGAAGCAGGACGUGGAGACGGUGCAGGGGGUGACAGGGAAGUGGAGGAGGAUGAGGAUGAAGAGGACGGAGAGAGAGGAGAGAAGGAGGACAGAGACCCCCCCGUCCCUCUCCCUCCUCUGCUGAACCUGGCCCCGCUGCUGUCCAACAGCCAGGAGCUGGACAGCGGCGUGGGCCGGACGGACGACAGCACCCGCUACGAGGAGCUGUCGGAGCAGGAGCUGCUGGGGGAGCAGACCAGCGCCUGCAACACCAACACCACCAACACGCCGGGGAGCAUCAGGAAGUUCAGACCCAGCCCCAGGCCCAGUCCCAGACUCAGUCCCGGCCUCGGUCCGAGUCCCAGGCCGACGCCCAGCCCUGGACGAGGGGACACCACCCCUCCCUUCCUCCACCUGCGAGACCUGCAGCUCAGCUCGGACUCUCUCCCCGGCCUCGAGUGGACGGCAGGUGGAGGAUCGGGAGCAGCAGCGUGCAGCCCCCACCACCUCCACCACAAGCACCACCACCACCAUCACCAGCCGCCUCUGUCCAUGAUGAUGAUGAUGCCGGGGCUGACGGAGGAGGAGUGCCAGCGAUACCAGGAGCUGCUGGAGAUUAAAUGUCAGUACGAGAGACGCCAUAAAAAACCUCACAGAGAGACGGUGAAGAAAGUUCUGGACGCCACCGAUGUGCACGCAGAAGGUCGGGAGGAAAUACAGGAGGCGGAACAGGAAGAGGAGGAAGCUACUUCCUGCCUGGUGGUGGAUGUGAACUGCAACGAGACCCUGAGCGAGCACGAGAUGGCGCUCAUCGACGAGGAGCUGCGCCACCUGGAGUUCAAAUGCCGCAAUAUUCUGCGGGCACAGAAGAUGCAGCAGCUGAGAGAGCGAUGCCUGAAAGCCUGGAUGAUGGACGAGGAGCCGCCAGAGAGACGAGACGUGGAUAACCUGGAUAACGAUGACAACGACGACCCUCAUCAUCACGAGUUGUCGUCCAUCAACGAGCUGCCGGAGCGAUUGGACGACAGAGACAGCACCAGCGCCUACAACACCGGGGGGGAGAGCUGCCGGAGCACGCCAUUGGUCAGCACGGAGCAGAUCCCGCCUCUGCAGGAAGAGGAAGACGAAGCAGGGCGGCGACUGAUGUCUCCGCCUCCUCUCCUCCCCCUGGGACUCCUCCCCCCUCUGAACUCCCCUCUGACCCCGCGGCGUCACAGGCGGGACAGAGAGAGACGCCACUCAAACCUCAGCUGCUCCUUCUCUCCAGGCACUUACAGGAAGUACGAAACAGCCAAUGGCAGCGGGGCAAAUGGCUCAAGCUCCACCCCCUCCACACCCUCCAAGUUCAGAUCUCUGACCAGGGAGGGGGCGUCGUCUUCAAGAAGGGGUGUGGCUGACCGAGGGCGGAGCUCCAUAGCAGAUGGAGCCGCCAACAGGCCUGGAGGAGGAAGUGCAGAGUCCAGUCCCUAUUUCAGCCGGAGACACCACAGCCACAACCAACCACCGGAGCGCUACCAGAGCUGUAUGACCCUGCCCUCCGAGGGCCUGGUGGACCCCCUGGACCGGGUCAGAGACCGAACCAGGGCCGAGGGGGAGGAGAGGGGGGCGGGCACAGGGAGCAGCGGCCCGGCCAGUCCGAGGAGCGUGAACAGCGCCCCCUGUGGUCUGGAGGACCGCCACGCUGGAGCCUCACGGUUAGGACUGGUCUUACCACUUGGGCUGACCCAGUCAUCACCAACGGCUUCACGGCAGCGCAUGGAGUGGAAGGUGAAGAUCCGCAGCGACGGGACGCGCUACGUGGCCAAGCGGCCGGUCAGGGACCGUCUGCUCAAGGCCCGAGCCAUGAAGAUCAGGGAGGAGCGCAGCGGCAUGACCACCGACGACGACGCCGCCAGCGAGAUGAAACAGGGCCGCUACUGGAGCAAAGAGGAGAGGAAGCAGCAGCUGCUCCGAGCCAGAGAGUACAGACGGAGACGAGAGCUCAUGAUGCAGAGCCGCCUGGACUAUCUCAAAGGAGACAGGGACCCGACAUUAGAGCACUGCUCCUCCCGACAGGACUCCCCCAGCAACAACAUCCUGUCACUGAGCCAGAAGAAGAUCACCAAGAAGAGGAACCGGAGAAUCCUCGACAACUGGAUCACCAUCCAGGAGCUGCUGGCUCACGGAUCCAGGUCGCCAGAUGGAAAGAAAAUAUACAACCCUCUGCUCUCUGUGACCACGGUGUGAUACGAGAACGGAGACGGAUGGAGGGAUGAAUGUGAAAAUACAAACUUGGACCUAUUUUUUGGAGCUGGAAGAAACAAUUUUGGGGAAAUAGGAUAAAUUCUGGAGAAAAAGAGGAAACUUUUAUGGCUUCAAACUGUGAAAAGGAAGAAAGAUAUGAAGGAUUCAAUAAAUGAGAGGAUACAAAGAACUAAAACAUCAGAAGAUAGCAACUUUAUACAUUUUAGGUUUGAAAACGAAUUGUGGAGUUAGAAAGUGAGAAUAUAUGAAAUAAAUGGAUCCUGAUGUCUCAUCUGAAGACGACAGGUUGUCUCAUCAAAGUAGGUAAAUGUUUUUAAGUAGGUAAAUUAUCAGAGAGAAGUUUGUUAAGACUUGUUAAAAAAGGGGAGUGGCGUCCAUCACAGACUCGUCCUGACAUAUGACCUCCUGUGUGGAGCAAUUUCGUUUGUGAACACUAAACUGGGCAUUAUAUUAUUUUUUUUUGUUGUUGCACAAAGAAUUCAAGCGAGCACAGAAGCAGCAUGAACACGAGGAGAAGAGCUGAAGCUGGAGCACAGAAUCUGUGCUGUCCGAGUGCAAGCUCACAGCCUGAGCACAAGCAGAGCUCGAAGCACAAGCAGGGGCUUUAAAGCUUUAUAAGAUCUGAACGUCAGGUCAUGAAGUCCAGCUCUCACAGUGAAUACAGGGAAAAUGACCUCCUGUAGCCUGAGCUCAGAUUCCGAGCCCAAAGUGAGGAGUCACAUGACCUGUGCUGUCAUACAGAGUCUAUGUGUCACACUUUGUUUUCAUAUAACGUUUCAUUUGAUUUUCUCCUCUUCAGACUUUGUACAGAAACGUAUGUGAUGACACAUAUUAAAAUAAUAGUAAAGUAUAAAGGAUGCAGCAGGAGGCGGAGCUCCAGUUUCAACACCACAAUGUGCAUUGGUGGAAACAUCCUCCUUCUAUCUCUGACGGACAGAUCUCCUUGAUCGGCCAUGUUCCUCUCAUGCCUUUCAAUUUAGAGGUGCAUCAUUUUCCCACAAUGCCUUUCGAAGACUCCAGGGGACCGAUAUGAUUGUUACGUGACUGUUUAUUUUUUACCUCAUUGUUACAAUGUUGAUAUUAUGUCCAUUAAAUUGUGAGGUCAUGAGGUCGAUCAUCGCAGCAGGAUGGUGGAUGAUGUGCCAGGCCUGUGUAACAGGAGAUAUUAUAAUGCAUGAAUUAAGUACUGAACUUUGUGGAUUAUGGACAUAUAUUAUGGACAUGUGUGAAAGUGCAAACAAUUUUAGAG